Molecule: messenger RNA, 1803 nt
Organism: Anthonomus grandis grandis
Lineage: Eukaryota; Metazoa; Arthropoda; Insecta; Coleoptera; Curculionidae
Product: major facilitator superfamily domain-containing protein 12-like
Exons: 3
Coding region: 329-1756 (475 amino acids)
Biological process (GO): carbohydrate transport
Cellular component (GO): membrane
Molecular function (GO): symporter activity
Source: RefSeq, a predicted model, not a curated record
AUUUUGUUAAGAUUAAAUUUAAAUUACAAUAAUUUUAAUUUUACCAACCAUUAAUAAAAUCAUCUGCUUGUAGCCCACAGCGGUUCUAACUUGUGUUGCAACAGAAAAUAUUUAACUUACAUACAACUUUUAUUGAGGUCCAAUGUAUUUUACGAAAGAAAUGGUUAAAGUAAACAGCAGCACCUCCAUUGUGUCCAUUGUCAGCACUUUUUCGGCAAUUUGUUGCUCUUGUCUUUGUUGUGGCUGUCGAUGUUAGGCCAAACAGAACCAAAAUUUUUUUUUAACUAUUAUAAUAACUUAAGAAAAAAAAACAUAUUUAUAUAUAAAAAUGGACAAGAAAACCAGUACACAAAAUAUUCAUGAGAAUAUUUUAUUAAGGGUUAAUAAAAAGCUCACAUUAAAAAUUUAUGUUGCUUAUGGAUUGGGUCAUAUCCUCAAUGAUGUGUGUUCAGCCAUGUGGUUCAGCUAUCUUCUAGUGUUUUUUCAACUGGUUUUAGGAUAUAGUACCACCGACGCCGCGGCCUUACUAUUGGUAGGCCAAGUAGCUGACGCAGUGGCCACACCUAUAGUAGGCUACAACUCCGAUAAAAACCACGACUGGUGGAUUUACAAAUUCGGAAAACGAAAAAUAUGGUAUUUUAUGGGUACGAUAUGCGUCCUGGUUGCGUUUCCCUUCAUAUUUUCCCCCUGCAUUAAUUGCCAAGACGCUCCGAGACUCAAUCGAAUGAUUUACUACUCGUUUUUCGUCGUGAUGUUUCAAUUUGGAUGGGCUGCCGUACAAAUUGCCCACUUGUCGUUGAUUCCCGAAAUAACUUCCAAGGAACAUGAAAAAACACGUUUGGCCGCCAUUAGAAAUGGUGGUACCGUGGUGGCAAGUGUUCUGGUGUACUUAGUGACUUGGAGCAUACUUCAUAUAUCAGGAGGUAGUGAGAACCAAAUAGAUAUAUCAUAUGCUUCAAGGUUUCAGCAUAUUGUUUGGUCUGUGAUGGCCUUUGGCACUGUAUGCUCAAUAACAUUUUAUGCUAUUAUUAAAGAACCUGAGAGCAAGAAGUUCAAUAAUCAAGAAGACUUUUCAGCAAAGGUUAGUUUUAAGCAAGUCUGCCUGGAUGUAAAAUUAUAUAUAGUGGGAACAGUAUACAUGUCCUCGAGGCUCUUUAUCAAUUUAACCCAAGUUUUCAUAAGUUUAUAUUUAGCUAAAAGUUUAACCAUGGUUGCCAGUUCUUUAGCAAUAGUUCCUUUAGUAAUGUACAUUUCCAGUUUUGCUGCCUCAUUUCCUGUAGGACCCUUAACUCAAAGAGUUGGAAGGAAGAUUGUUUAUAUUAUUGGAGCAUGCUUCGGCUUAGUUGGAUGUUUAUGGAUUCAAUGGGGGCAAGAUGAUUUAUACAAAAACUAUUUUAUUUUCGUAGUUGCAUUUUUCUUGGGCAUGGCGAGUACUAUCGUCUUAGUAGCCAGUCUUGAUUUUACAACUGACUUUAUUGGUUCUUCGACCAACAGAGGAGCAUUUAUUUAUGGCAUAAUGAGCUUUGCGGAUAAAAUGGCCAAUGGGAUCGCCGUUGAAAUAAUUCAAGUAAUCUAUGACGACUCAAACAUAGAUUUUUAUAAAAAUGUACUGACUUAUGUGUGCGGUGGAGCAUUGAUUUUGGGCACUCUCUCUGCUCUUUUAGUGAAUAGUAGCAAAGUGCAGAGGAAGAGAAAUAGACAUAAAUCUACUGAUACUUUGACUGAAUCGAUUUCUACUGUUAGUCAGACUGUUUAGUUUAUUUGUGAUGGUAUUAAUAAAUAAGCUUUUUAUUUUACAUAUAA